This is a messenger RNA of Trachymyrmex cornetzi, 1997 nucleotides long. RefSeq names its product major royal jelly protein 1. The record is from RefSeq and is a predicted model, not a curated record. Gene Ontology annotation, cellular component: extracellular region. The transcript has 10 exons. Lineage: Eukaryota; Metazoa; Arthropoda; Insecta; Hymenoptera; Formicidae. The coding region runs from base 36 to 1997 and encodes 653 amino acids.
AUUACAUAUAUUAGUGACUGUCGUAUAGAGUGAAAAUGACGCAUCCAUUACUAAUUGUAUUACUUGUAACGAUCGCAAAUAAAAGCUUCGGUGUUAAACUGGAAGAUCGGUAUGAAUGGAAAUAUAUUGAUUAUGUGUGGAAUAAUUUGCAAAACCAGGAAGUGAUAAAAUCUGACAAUUAUGACCCUAUUAAGAAUAUUUUAUUGGACGUAGACGAAGCACCAGACGGUAGAGUAUUCGUUACUGUAAUAAGAAAUAGAGGAGUACCAGCUAGUAUAGCAACAGUAAGUAAUGAAAGAGGACCGGGAGGUCCACUUUUGUCUCCGUAUCCAAAUUGGUCAUGGUAUAAUGACACUACUGAUUGCAAUAACAAUAUUAUAAGUGUAUUACGGAUAUCUAUCAAAUGUAAUCAUCUUUUCGCUCUGGACUUUGGAAGGAAGGAUGGACUUCCAGGAGAUAGAAUUUGUCCUUCGAAACUAUUAAUCUUUAAUUUAGAAAAUGAUACGCUCGUUGAUCGUGUUACCAUUCCAUCUAACAUUGCUGAUAAUAAAAAUGGUAGAGGAUUGCUUGCGACACCACUUGCUUAUGUUCGAGACUGCAGACGCAUAGAUAAUGUGAUCGUGUAUAUGGCUGACGUAAUAGGUUCUGGUUUAGUGAUAUACAAUAAAUACUCAGGCUUCUGCAGAAUUGAAUCUGAUUUCAUGAAAUCAACUCAUCCCAAUUUUACCAUAGAAAACGAGAGUUUUUAUUUGGAAGAUGGUAUUCUUGGUUUAACAAUAAUUCGUGAAAAUUUGUUUUAUGCUCCUUUAGCGGGGAAUAGGAUAUUCAAGAUGAAUAAGCAUACUCUAAGAAAAUGUCCAAAACGAAGCGAGGCUAAUAGGUUAACUCAAGUGGCGGGUACAUUAUCUGGUCAAACAGGACCGAUAGCAUCCCAGAAUAACGUAAUAUUUUUUAGCAAUAUCCCGAAAACGGCCAUUCUUUGUGCGGAUACUACUAAAAAAUUCGAUCCUUCCAACAGUGUGAUUAUUGCACAAAAUUCCAAAAAAUUGCAAUUUCCGGGUGGACUAAAAGUUAUAAGAGAUAAAGAAAAAAAAGUUAGAAAGUAUAAGGAAGGAAAAGUACUAAUUGCAACAAAUAGGCUUCAACGUAUCUUUAAUAACAAUUUAAACCUGAACGAGACAAACUUCCGCAUUCUCGAGUUCGAUAUCAUGAAAAUAAAAGAGACAAAAUAUGGUAGAGUAUUCGGUACUAUACUAAGUUACUAUACAAGAGUACCAGCUAGUGUAGCAACAAUAUUACAUCAACAUACUAAUACAAAUAUGUAUACACAGGUGUAUAUCUCUGACAUACAAGGUUUUGGUUUAGUCAUAUAUAAUAAGUACGCAGGCUUCUGCAGAAUUGAAUCUGAUUUCAUGAAACCAACUCAUCCCAAUUUUACAAUAGAAAACGAGAGUUUUUAUAGGGAAGAUGGUAUUGCUGGUUUAACAAUCAUUCGUGAAAAUUUGUUUUAUGCUCCUUUAGCGGGGGAUAGGAUAUUCAAGAUGAAUAUGCAUUCUCUAAAAAAAUGUCCAAAACGAAGCGAGGCUAAUAGGUUAACUCAAGUGGCGGGUACAUUAUCUGGUCAACCAGGACUGAUAGCAUCCAAGGAUAAUGUAAUAUUUUUUAGCAACAUCCCGAAAACGGCCAUUCUUUGUGCGGACACUACUAAGAAAUUCGAUCCUUCCAACAGUGUGAUUAUUGCACAAAAUUCCAAAAAAUUGCAAUUUCCGGGUGGACUAAAAGUUAUAAGAGAUAAAGAAAGGAAAGAUAGAAAAUAUAAGGAAGGAAAAUUACUAAUCGCAACAAACAGGCUUCAGCGUAUCUUUAAUAACAAUUCAAACCCGAACGAGGUAAACUUCCGCAUUCUCGAGUUGGAUAUCAUGAAAAUAAAAGAGACAAAAUGUUUUGAUUCCAAUUACCACGACCAUAAAACUGAACAUAAUACCUUGUUCUCUUAG